AUGAAGCUGAUUCACUGUGCCAGCGGGCGCGUCGAGAGCGACUGGGCAGAGGGCGUGCCCCCUCCGUAUGCCAUCUUGUCCCAUACCUGGGCCCAACCGCGGGAUGGAUCCCCCGCCGAGGUGUCCUACCAAGAUUACGUGACCGGUCGCAAGGCCUCGCCCUCCCGCAACUGGGACAAGAUAGACAGGGCCAUCCAGAUUGCCAUUGAGGACGGGCUGGAGUACAUCUGGAUAGAUAGCUGCUGCAUCGACAAGACCAGCAGUGCGGAGCUGAGCGAGGCCAUCAACUCCAUGUUCCAGUGGUACUCCGCAGCCGCCGUCUGCUACGCCUACCUGGAGGAUUACGACAAGGAGGCCAAGGGCAAGCUGGCGAGCUGCAAAUGGUUCUACCGCGGGUGGACACUGCAGGAGCUCAUUGCCCCGGCGAGGGUCGAGUUCUACGACAAGGACUGGAAGAAUCUUGGAUCGCGCCAGAGCCUGAGCGAUGCAAUUGCCGAUAUCACCAAUGUGGAUAGGGAGAUCCUCCUAGCAGACAGUGUAGAGGCGACCAGUCGACUUCUGUGUCAGGCACCGAUUGCGAAGAGGUUCUCCUGGUCAAGCAAGCGAGCAACCACCAGGCCGGAGGAUCUGGCAUACUGCCUGCUGGGGAUAUUCCAAGUCAACAUGCCUCCGCUGUACGGCGAGGGGCGCAGAGCGUUCAUUCGGCUGCAGAAGGAGAUCAUGAAGGACAGCGACGACCUCACCAUCUUCGCCUGGCAGGCCCCUCCCGGCUAUAAAGUGUCUAUGUCCGAGUUCCGCGGCAUCCUGGCAACCUCCGCGGAUGAGUUCUCGCUCCCUGCUGAGGUUAUGCCCACUCAUGCAGCGGGCUUCAACCCAAGUUUUGAAGUGACGAACAAGGGUUUGAAAAUCGACGUGCCCCUCAAGACAACAGCCAAUAGCGAAGACAUGUGGAUGUCGUUGAAUUGCCGGUACGGAUUCGAGCGUGCGACUCUUGGAGUGCUCCUCCGAUAUCAGGGCGCCAACCGCUACAUCCGUUCCAAACCACAGGUUCUGCAGUUUGAGCCGCCGGGAGAGUGGACACGGCCAGGGCAGAUUUUCAUCAUCCUGGACACCGCCGUAGCCAUCACUACGAUUCUGGAGCCAAGUGCGGUCCAUCAGAACUCGUUUGCCUUUUCGCUGAACGAGUACCGUCUUCAGAUGGUCUCAGUCUCCCACCCCAACCGCUGGUACCAACCAAAGAACACAAUGAAUACCUAUGGAGAACCUAACUUCGUUGGUUGCUACUUCUUUCGGACACGAAAGACGUUGGUCCUGCUGGAGACGGACAUUGUCCUGGCGUUUGGAGUUGGGUCCCGUGGGGAGCCCUGGGCAUGUCUUGGGAUUGGCAAAGGCCGCAAAGCCAGCGCGGGAAUGCAAGGAAAGGUGGAGAUGAACACAGACCUGUAUGAUGCGGCCGUCGAGGAGAAAUGGGACAGGGUCCGCCAGCUCGGCAUGACGCAGCAGAUUCACGGGAUCCGGAUCUACCAUUCGGUAGAUGGGCGCGGCAAAUGGGGCCUGUUCGCCUCAGUCGCCCCUCUGGAGAUGAUUUCUAAAGAAGGAAUCUAUAGCGUAAAGAUAGGCUGUGAGCCUUUUAGCGAUAGUUCGUUUGCUCCCGGGCUCAAGGGGGCGUUGAAGCCAGUAUGA
Messenger RNA from Clonostachys rhizophaga, 1683 nucleotides. Lineage: Eukaryota; Fungi; Ascomycota; Sordariomycetes; Hypocreales; Bionectriaceae. The record is from the annotation of a GenBank genome assembly.